Pseudocercospora fijiensis CIRAD86 is the source of this 213-nucleotide messenger RNA. RefSeq lists its product as uncharacterized. Bases 1 to 213 code for a protein of 70 amino acids. Lineage: Eukaryota; Fungi; Ascomycota; Dothideomycetes; Mycosphaerellales; Mycosphaerellaceae. The record is from RefSeq and is a predicted model, not a curated record. The transcript is spliced from 2 exons.
AUGGGUUCAAGCAAAGGCGAACCCACUGACCCAGAAUUGAGAGAGAAAGUCAAGGAGGAAGUCAAGGGCGAAGAGAAAGGUGGUGGUAAGGGACAAUGGUCUGCUUGGAAAGCAGGAGAGAUGGCCCGCCGAUAUGAGGCUCAGGGCGGCGACUAUAAAGAUACCGGAGACAACAAGAAUAAAGCGCAGAAAGGAGAACCAGAGAAGAAGUAG